GAAACUCGUGAGGGUGUACAAGGCUCUUAGGGCCCCGUAAAGACCUAUCAACUGUCAAGGCCUUAUCUCCAUGUACAUUAACUCAAUCCCUUCUUUCUCAACGCCAACACUAAACUCUCAGACAAAUCCCUCGCCCAUGUUUGUCUGUCUGGCAUAACAGGUGAGUUUUGUACUCCAUUGUUGUAAGUUGGAACGUUGUUCCAUCUUAACACAGCCCACAUGGUUCUUAACAGUUUACACCAACUGGGUUCUUACAGAUUUUGGUAAAGUUGGUUUCUUUGGUCAUGUUUUUUCCUGUUGUUUGUAUAUAACAGUUGUAAAAAGUUGUGUUCUUUUGGUGAUUUAUGGUGCUUGGGUUUGUUCUACUAGGCAAUGCUUGGUCUCUUACUUGGGAAUUGAUGAUGGAAGUUUAGAAAGGAUUGUAAUUCAUGAUGUUAGCGAACCAAAGAAAAUUAAACAAAAGAAUGGAAAGAGAUAUCAUUCCAUUUUGAAUCUUAGAGUGAACCAAAUAUUACCCUUUUGUCUGAAGUUUCAAUCUUUUUUACUUUAGGUAAUGUUUGGUUUACUUAGGAAUUGAUGGUGGAAAUUAGAAUGAUUUUGCUAAUUGAUUUUAGGAAGCCAAGAAUGUUAAACAAAAGAAUGGAACGAGAUUAUGUUCCAUUUCCAUCAAUCUUGUGUGAACCAAAAAUGAACCAUUUGUUUAAGAUUUUUAUCUUUUUUUAUUUAUUUUGAUGAAUAUAUUAUCUAUUUCUACUUGAUAUUGCAGGGGAUUCCAUGGAAUAAUAUCAAAAGAUAUAUUCAGUUUAUUUGAAAUACUUUAGUGACUAAUACGAUUCUAUUCACUUAAUAAGAAAAAAAUAAGACCCAAAUGGCAAUUUCUGCGCUAGGACCAGCUACAUCGCUCCGGUUAACCCCAGGGUCAACUCUCCGGUUGCUAUCCUUCUACUCCAAAUCAAACCCUAGUAACCUGUCUGGUAUCCUCAAAACAAUAACGAAACCUCAUGCCAUACCUCCAAAGUUCCACCAUCUAUUGCAACUUUCAGGUUUGCCUUGUCGGAGGUUCUUCUGCAGUGUAAUUUCUGGAGCUCUACAGUCUAGCGAGAGUGCAAAAGUAGAGAAGAAGGGUGAAAUUGGGAAUAGAGUUGGAGAAUUUAGAAGGAAGUUGAAGAUUGCUGAUAUAAAGGGUGGUCCAGAUGAAGGGUUGGAUCGUGUAGGGAAGACCAUCAUUGUAAUGGGUUGGGUACGUACACUUCGAGUUCAAAGUAGUGUUACUUUUAUUGAGGUUAAUGAUGGUUCAUGCCUGUCAAACUUGCAAUGUGUAAUGGACUUGGAGGCUGAAGGUUAUGAUCAGGUAGAAUCUGGCUUGGUAACAACUGGCGCGUCAAUAUGGAUGCAAGGAACUGUGGUGAAGAGCCAAGGGUCAAAACAAAAGGUGGAACUGAAGGUCAUCAAAAUAGUAGCGGUUGGCAAGAGUGAUCCUUCCUAUCCCAUCCAAAAGAAAAGGGUUAGUAGAGAAUUUUUGAGAACUAAGGCUCACCUUCGUCCUCGAACAAAUACAUUUGGUGCGGUUGCAAGGGUGAGGAAUGCUUUGGCAUAUGCCACUCACAAGUUUUUUCAAGAAAAUGGGUUUGUUUGGGUCUCAAGUCCUAUUAUUACAGCUUCAGAUUGUGAAGGGGCCGGUGAACAGUUCUGUGUGACUACUUUGAUUCCAGGUUCUCAAGAAGCUGCCAAUUCUCCGGUGGAUGGGAUUCCAAAAACAAAGGAUGGGUUAAUUGAUUGGUCACAGGACUUUUUUGGCAAACCAGCUUUUCUGACGGUCUCUGGCCAGCUCAAUGCUGAAACAUAUGCCACUGCUCUUUCGGAUGUAUAUACAUUUGGUCCCACGUUUCGAGCUGAAAAUUCUAACACUUCUAGGCACUUGGCUGAAUUUUGGAUGAUUGAACCAGAACUUGCAUUUGCUGAUCUGAAUGACGACAUGGCCUGCGCCACUGCCUAUCUCCAGUAUGUAGUGAGACAUAUCCUUGAAAACUGCAAGGAAGACAUGGAAUUUUUCAAUACUUGGAUUGAGAAGGGAAUCAUUGAUCGAUUGAGUGAUGUGGUUGAGAAAGACUUUGUUCAGUUGACUUACACUGAUGCAAUUGAACUUCUUCUGAAAGCAAAAAAGAAGUUUGAAUUCCCGUUGGAAUGGGGAUGUGAUUUGCAAAGCGAGCAUGAGCGAUACAUAACUGAAGAGGUAUUUGGUGGGUGCCCUGUCAUCAUCAGAGAUUAUCCAAAGGACAUCAAAGCAUUUUAUAUGCGGCAAAAUGAUGAUGGUAAGACUGUUGCUGCCAUGGAUAUGCUGGUUCCUCGGGUUGGUGAGCUUAUUGGUGGAAGCCAAAGAGAAGAACGGCUGGAAUAUAUAGAAGACCGUUUAGAUGAGCUAAAGCUGAACAAGGAGAGCUUCUGGUGGUAUCUUGAUUUGCGCCGUUAUGGUUCAGUUCCUCAUGCAGGUUUUGGACUGGGUUUUGAAAGGCUCGUUCAAUUUGCUACAGGAAUAGACAAUAUAAGAGAUGCAAUACCUUUCCCUCGGGUACCUGGUUCGGCUGAAUUUUAAUGGAUAUCUGAUUUUAUUUUAUUUUUUCCUUCAAUCUUCUCUUUUGUUAUACCUGUUACUCAAAUCAUUGGUCUUUGUUUUCUCCUCCCUUUACCGAUUUUUUAUUUUAUAGCUCCAAAACUUCUUAGGUAGCAUAGAAUAUUUAAGUCUCAAGUUUGCUGCCUUUGUCCAGCAUGAUGGUUAACAUUCUAUGUACAAUAUAUGAAGUGAUUAAAACCAAUUGUACAUCCAUUUAUCACUGAA
Molecule: messenger RNA, 2836 nt
Organism: Populus trichocarpa (black cottonwood)
Lineage: Eukaryota; Viridiplantae; Streptophyta; Magnoliopsida; Malpighiales; Salicaceae
Product: asparagine--tRNA ligase, chloroplastic/mitochondrial
Exons: 15
Coding region: 869-2593 (574 amino acids)
Biological process (GO): asparaginyl-tRNA aminoacylation
Cellular component (GO): mitochondrion
Molecular function (GO): nucleic acid binding; asparagine-tRNA ligase activity; ATP binding
Source: RefSeq, a predicted model, not a curated record